AAGCACCUCUGCUUUUCAGCGACCACCCUCUUGAGAAGUUAAUGGCUUUAGCCGCUCAAUUUCUAAUCCAUUUUCCUAGACUCGGAAUCAGAAGAAGCUUCUCUUUUCCGUCUUGUCAUAAUCGAAACGAUGUUGGUAGUUCAUUAUUCUUCUCUAGUAGCAGUUUUUCCGCCAAAAAGAAUUAUUUAGAAUUAAGUGAUGAAGAAUUGAUGAGAGAAUGCGAAAUGAACACAUUCAAAGCAUCGGGUCCUGGUGGCCAGCACAGGAACAAGCGAGAAUCUGCUGUUCGUCUCAAACACUUACCCACCGGUGUCACAGCUCAGGCCGUUGAAGAUCGAUCGCAACACAUGAAUCGUGCUUCAGCUUUAAAUCGUCUUCGCACCCUUUUAGCUCUUAAAGUCAGGAAAAAUGUAGAUCUUGAUACAUAUUCACCACCGCAAGAACUACUCCAAAUUCUUCCACUUAAGUCCACAAUUAGGGGAUCAGAGUGCGGCCAUCAAAUUGGACCUAAUAAUCCUAAAUUCCUUUUGGGAAUGCAAGCUCUACUUGAUCUAGUUUAUGCAGUUGAGGGAUCUAUAUCAGAGACAGCUAAGUUAGUGGGGUUAAGCACUGGUGCAUUGUCACGAUUGAUACUAUCUGAUGAUUCUCUACGAAUGGCAGUGAAUGAGUUAAGGAUUUCUAAGGGCAUGAAGCCUCUUAAGUAGGAUUUCUCGUCCUCUUCAUUUUUUUCCAUCUCUGUAUUGUGUUAAUGUACAUAUAAUCACUAUCUCCAGGUUGAAGCUACCUGUUCACUCCUUGAAAUUCAAUUGCUUGAUUUUCCAGAGAAUGAAUGACACCUUUAUGCAUCCA
Molecule: messenger RNA, 849 nt
Organism: Mangifera indica (mango)
Lineage: Eukaryota; Viridiplantae; Streptophyta; Magnoliopsida; Sapindales; Anacardiaceae
Product: peptide chain release factor 2
Exons: 5
Coding region: 42-704 (220 amino acids)
Biological process (GO): translational termination
Cellular component (GO): chloroplast
Molecular function (GO): translation release factor activity
Source: RefSeq, a predicted model, not a curated record